Messenger RNA from Peronospora belbahrii, 450 nucleotides. Lineage: Eukaryota; Oomycota; Peronosporomycetes; Peronosporales; Peronosporaceae. The record is from the annotation of a GenBank genome assembly.
AUGAGCACUCUGCCUAUCCAGGGAGCUGAGGGAGGGAUGCUGGAUCAUGAUGACUUCCAGCAUCUGACCUCUUUCAAAUGGGAAUCUUUGCUUCGCCUAGCGAACGUAGCCGGUAUAACUAGCGUUGUCGCCAUGCUUAAGGACACACCUGAGCGGCUACAGCGUGUAGCCACUCCAGGACUUUGUCAACCGCGAGCACGCCGAUUUGCGUCGGCGAGCCUCAACUCCCGCGGUUGCCACAGGGAGUGGGUGCUGGGCAAGCUUGUGGCCGAUCCGGGAUAUUUCCUGGACAUGAAGGCCCUCAAGGACGACCUGAGCCUGGCGUUUGAGUCUCCGCAGGAUGAGCACCACCACCUCUCGGCUUUCUUGGCACUGAAGCAGGGUCGUCUGUCAAUGCUGGACUAUAUCCAGCAAGCAAGACACCUGCGUCCAGUAUCGUCACCAAUCUGA